AUGGCCCACGUCGACGACAAGGCCCGGUACUACCUGGAGCGGGCGGUGCCCCAGCUCCGCGAGUUUGAAGCCAAGGAGAUUUUCUCAAAGGACGAAAUCCGGACACUGGUCCAGAAACGCACGGAAUACGAACGCCUCAUCCUGUCUCCCGGGUCCAGCCCCGCCGACGUCCUCGCCUACAUUGCCUGGGACCAGUCCCUCGACGAUUUGCGAGCCAAGCGCUGCCGCCGCCUCAAGAUCAAGCAGUCGACCAGCUUUACCAGCCAGGGCCGCAUCUUCCAGACGUUUGAGCGCGGCGUGACCAAACACCCAGGCAGUUUGCUGCUGUGGCGCAAGUACCUCGAGUAUGCGGCAGCCGCCAAGGCCACCAAGCGCUGGCGGCGCAUCAUGACGCGGGCGCUGCGCAUGCUGCCGAGCGAGGGCGGGCUGUGGGUGGUGGCCGGCCGCAAGGCGUGGCAGGACGGCGACAUGGAGGGCGCGCGGGGCCUGUUUAUGCGCGGGUGCCGGUUCUGCACGACCGAGCCGCUGGUGUGGCUCGAAUACGCACGGCUGGAGAUGGAGUGGCUGGCGAAGCUCGAGAAGAAGCGGGGGACGCCGCUGUACAACGCGAGCGUGGCGGCCAUUGCGGCCGACGCCGCCGCGGGCUCGGCAACGAGCAAACCGCGGAAUGUCUACGAAGAAGGCGAGGGCAUGGCCCUGCACGAAGGCGACACCGACGACGAGUCUGACGACGACGAGGGCGAUUUCAGCAACAACGCCAUCCUACCAAAGUCGAUGAUCGACGACCCGCUGGCCAAGAACAAGAAGGCCGCCGUGUUCAGCGACGAGACCGUCGAGAAGCUGCAGGCCACGCCGGCGCUUGAAGGCGCCAUCCCGCGGGCCAUUUUCGACGAGGCUGCCAAGCAGGCCUUUUUCAGCGCGGACGCUGCCGAGUCCUUUUUCGACCUGUUUGCCCUUUUUGCCGCGUCCGUGCCCACCGCGCAGCCGAUGCUCGUGGCGCACGUUCUGUCGACGCUCGACGCAAAGUACAAACAAGACGCCGCCACGUGGAACUGCCGCGUCAAGAACUGCGUGCUGGGCCUCAACCCCGACGCGCCAGCGUUCCCGCGGGCGCUGCGGACCGCGUUAACAACGCUGCGCGAGGGCCUGGACAAGGCCACCAACAAGGCCAAGUUUGCAGCCAAGAGCGCGGCGUGGAUCGAUGUGCUGCUGGUGCGCAAGGAGGACGAGCUGGACCCCAGUCUGCGGGCGAUUCUGGAAGACACGCGGCGCAAAGUCGAGCGGGCAGGCGAGGCGGCUGCCGAAGCCAAGAAGCUGUUAUGA
Messenger RNA from Sporothrix schenckii 1099-18, 1323 nucleotides. Its product is annotated as U3 small nucleolar RNA-associated protein 6. Gene Ontology annotation, molecular function: protein binding; snoRNA binding. The transcript has 2 exons. Bases 1 to 1323 code for a protein of 440 amino acids. Gene Ontology annotation, cellular component: small-subunit processome; Pwp2p-containing subcomplex of 90S preribosome. NCBI's taxonomy places the organism in Eukaryota, Fungi, Ascomycota, Sordariomycetes, Ophiostomatales, Ophiostomataceae. The record is from RefSeq and is a predicted model, not a curated record. Gene Ontology annotation, biological process: maturation of SSU-rRNA from tricistronic rRNA transcript (SSU-rRNA, 5.8S rRNA, LSU-rRNA).